GCGAGGUCCGUGCCUCUGCGUGCGAGCCCCCGCGCCCCGCGCUCCGCCCGAGCCGCCGCCGGAGACCCGCGGGGGGCGCGGGCUGCACUGGGGGCGGCGGCGCCGCGCGUCCUCCUGGGGAGCCUCGGCCUCCGGCCGCUGCCCUCUCCCCUGAGUCGGGCCCCGAGUCCCUGUGGCCGUUAGGGACCGCGGCGAGGAAGGAAGGACGGUCUCCUCGGCGGUGGACGUUCCGCCCGGAAAAGACAGCAAGUUGUGUGCGCGCCCCGGCCCGGGGACAGAGGGCGGCCGCCGCCCGCCAGCCAUGGAUCAGCACCCUUACUACAGAGGAAAGGAAGUUGAGGCCCGGGAAGUCUGAAGCGCUGUCCUGUUCGCAGACGCUGCCCAUUACAGGACCACGCACGGAUCACCUGCGGUCCCGGUCCCCGGGGGCUUCGCACCUUCACCUGCUCCCGCAGCCCCAGCGCAGUCCCGUUGGGUCCCCACUGCCCUGCCUGGAGAAAGAUGGCGUCCAGCCUGACGUGUACUGGGGUGAUCUGGGCUUUGCUCUCGUUUCUUUGUGCUGCUACCUCCUGCGUGGGGUUCUUCAUGCCCUACUGGCUCUGGGGAUCCCAGCUGGGCAAGCCGGUGUCCUUCGGCACUUUCCGGAGGUGCUCCUACCCUGUGCAUGACGAGAGCCGGCAGAUGAUGGUGAUGGUGGAGGAGUGUGGGCGCUAUGCCUCCUUCCAGGGCAUCCCCAGUGCUGAGUGGAGGAUCUGCACCAUCGUGACCGGCCUGGGCUGCGGCCUCCUCCUCCUGGUGGCGCUCACGGCCCUCAUGGGCUGCUGCGUGUCGGAGCUCAUCUCCAGGACAGUGGGCAGAGUGGCUGGAGGAAUCCAGUUUCUGGGGGGCUUGCUGAUUGGUGCUGGCUGUGCCCUCUACCCCUUGGGCUGGGACAGCGAGGAAGUUCGGCAGACUUGCGGCUACGUUUCUGGCCAGUUUGACCUGGGCAAGUGCGAGAUCGGCUGGGCCUACUACUGCACCGGCGCGGGAGCCGCCGCCGCCGUGCUGCUGUGCGCCUGGCUGGCCUGCUUCUCGGGCAAGAAGCAGAAGCAGUACCCCUACUGAGACAGGCCCAGAAGAACCCUGCGCGGAGACGGGCGGAGGGGGCUUGGAGGGCCGAAGCACCCAGCUGCUUUCAAAAGGUGGAACCGUGGUUCUCAUUCAUGCAAGGCUUUUGACGUGAAACACAACGGAGUCAGACUUGUUCUAUAACGUGGAAGGCUUGUACAGGUUUGUAAAAGAAAUGAGAGCGUGGGAUGGUAGGGGGAAAAAAAUGGACCAAAGUCUCAAGAUAUUGUAGGGGUAUUACGUGUUUCUAUUCCACAGAGUAUUGUUAAUGUAGAACAUAUAUGCAGGCAAAACACGUCUAUAUAUGCAAACAGAGGAUUUGGAUUUUUUUUUUUUUAAGAUAAGGUCUCAGAUCAUCAAAAGGGCUAGUAGAAACAGUAUCAAGUUGGGAAGCAGGGGACCUCUCGGACGUCCCCUGCAGGCCAUGGCGCUGCUGAAAGCACACGAGCACAUAGACACGUCGCAUUCACGCCCACGCCCACGCGCAUACUUAGAAACUGCCGCAAGGACGGUACAAGAGGUUUAGCUGUGCGUUACUCCUCUGUGUUCCGUUUAACAUAGGUUUAAAAUCCUGUAUUGUCACUUUAUAAAGCAUACGUUACACCUAAUAAAUGGACCAAUAAGCCACUCUAUCAGUAUUUUGUAUAGUGGGCACAAACUCUUAUGCCCUCAGUGUUUUCCGUGUUUAUGCAGACCUUUAGAGUUAAGCCUUUGUAUUUCAAUAUUAUUCAAAAAUAUGGUGUAUUUCUCUGAGUAGCUUCUGCUAUGAUAUUCUUAUGACAUAAAGGGGCAUAUUUCUGUCCAUUUUCCAGUCAUUAGACCUUGGGAUUUUUGUUUUUUGUUUUUGUUUUGUCCAUUAUUAUACUGUGCUGUACCACCUUUAUUUCAAUAUUCAUUUUGUAAAAAAAUAAAAAAAAUGCUAUUUUGUUUGUAUUUGAAAAGCUCUGUGAAU
Messenger RNA from Pteronotus mesoamericanus, 2059 nucleotides. It is a transcript of the gene LHFPL6, whose product is annotated as LHFPL tetraspan subfamily member 6. Lineage: Eukaryota; Metazoa; Chordata; Mammalia; Chiroptera; Mormoopidae. The transcript is spliced from 4 exons. Gene Ontology annotation, cellular component: membrane. The record is from RefSeq and is a predicted model, not a curated record. The coding region runs from base 502 to 1104 and encodes 200 amino acids.